This is a messenger RNA of Aspergillus terreus NIH2624, 435 nucleotides long. RefSeq names its product alpha/beta hydrolase. The transcript has a single exon. The record is from RefSeq and is a predicted model, not a curated record. Gene Ontology annotation, molecular function: hydrolase activity. The coding region runs from base 1 to 435 and encodes 144 amino acids. NCBI's taxonomy places the organism in Eukaryota, Fungi, Ascomycota, Eurotiomycetes, Eurotiales, Aspergillaceae.
AUGUCUCGCACACAACAAGAACCGCCAAAACCUAUACCAACAACAGCAACCAAGGGCGACCUUGACUCAGACCUUCGACAAUUCUUUUCUGAGAGACCGUCACUAUGCUUGGGUGGAAGCGACCUGUUCAAGGAGAGACGACAACACUCCGAAAUCUUUAGCUUGGCCGCGCAUCCGCCGUCGAAGCGAGCCAGCAUCGGGCACAGUGAAUAUACAGCAAUCCAAGGACCCUACGGAUCCAUUCCACUACGCAUCCUUUCUCCAUCGAGGACCGACGGAAAAAGCACGAAUGGACUAUAUCCAGCGCUGCUCUACGUCCAUGGGGGGGGAUACUCGGUCGGUUGCGCGGACGAGUUUGAGAACGGUUGCCGUGUCUUGGCAGAGAAAGCCGGGAUGCAGGUGUACAUUAUAGACUAUCGGCUCGCUCCGGAGUGA